UGGCCGGGGCGCGAAGGCCCAGUGACGAGAAGCCGCGAUUGCGACAAACUCAAAGAGAGUGUCAGUAGGCCGAAGAAAGGAAGAAGACGGCGAGCACUGCAACAUGGAAACGGAAGUCAAUAACUCGGGAGCGGAAAAAUCCGGCGAUACGAGUGCAAUGACGACGAUAUCUCGUCAUAAUUUCGGAGACGCAGCAGACGAACCGGCCUUCUCUGUCUCCAUCAUCGAGAACAUGAAAGAAGAGUACGGACUGUUCGUGUGGCCGUGCAGCGUCGUCCUGGCCGAGUACGUUUGGCAACAGAGGUCGCGCUUCUUCCAAGCUUCUGUGCUUGAGCUUGGAGCAGGGACUUGCUUGCCUGGUUUGGUGGCGGCUAAACUGGGUGCUGACGUCACUCUCACUGACGACGCUGGUAGAUCGGAGGUUCUGGACAACAUGAGAAGAGUGUGCCACCUAAAUGAGCUCAAGUGUAAAAUAUUGGGGCUCACAUGGGGAGUUUGGGAUGAAUCUAUGUUCAGCUUAUCCCCAACAAUUAUUCUUGGGGCUGAUGUUUUAUAUGACAAUAGUGCAUUUGACAAUCUCUUUGCCACUGUCACUUUCCUGCUACAAAACUCUCCUGGCUCAGUAUUCAUAACAACAUAUCAUAAUCGGAGUGGGCAUCGUCUUAUUGAGUUCUUGACGGUGAAAUGGGGAUUGAAGUGCGUGAAGCUUCUAGACAGUUUUUCAUUCAUGCCAUCUCACAAGGCAUCUGCUUUAAGUGGCAACCUUCAAUUGGCAGAGAUUGUUUUGAACAGUGAAGCAGCUGAGACACUAAGAUAAAGAAUAUAUACGUAUAUAUAAUAAUAUAAGUUCAAUAUAUGUGUGUUAUGUGUAUGGUUAAGAAAGCUAUCUAACCAAAAGUGCUGUGUAACAAAUAUAGAUUUUCUAUUUUUGCCCCUAAUCCUCUUUUAAC
Molecule: messenger RNA, 950 nt
Organism: Morus notabilis
Lineage: Eukaryota; Viridiplantae; Streptophyta; Magnoliopsida; Rosales; Moraceae
Product: methyltransferase-like protein 23
Exons: 7
Coding region: 104-817 (237 amino acids)
Cellular component (GO): nucleus; cytoplasm
Source: RefSeq, a predicted model, not a curated record